Messenger RNA from Anguilla rostrata (American eel), 2749 nucleotides. It is a transcript of the gene vti1a, whose product is annotated as vesicle transport through interaction with t-SNAREs 1A. The transcript has 9 exons. The coding region runs from base 122 to 706 and encodes 194 amino acids. The record is from RefSeq and is a predicted model, not a curated record. Gene Ontology annotation, cellular component: Golgi apparatus; ER to Golgi transport vesicle membrane; late endosome membrane. Gene Ontology annotation, biological process: vesicle fusion with Golgi apparatus; macroautophagy; Golgi to vacuole transport. Gene Ontology annotation, molecular function: SNARE binding; SNAP receptor activity. NCBI's taxonomy places the organism in Eukaryota, Metazoa, Chordata, Actinopteri, Anguilliformes, Anguillidae.
GGUUUCCAUAUCGGACAGAAUUAAUUGUGCUACAAUCAGGAAGUGACGGCGACUGAAACAUAUUUUGGGUUGUCAAUUUACAGUUACUUCGCAAUAUUUUCGUAAAACCAUAACUCCCACGAUGUCUUCCGAUUUUGAAUCAUACGAACAGGACUUUGGAACGCUGACAGCUGAGAUAACAAAUAAAAUUGGCAGAAUUCCUAAACUCGGUGGAGAGGAGAAGACGCAGCUGGUUUUAAAUGUUGACAAACAGCUUGAAGAAGUCAGAGAGCUGCUGGAGCAGAUGGACCUGGAGGUGCGCGAGAUUCCCGUGCAGAGCAGAGGGAUGUACAGCAACAGACUGAAGAGCUACAAGCAGGAGGUGGAGAAACUGGAGAAAGACUUUAAAAGGUCACGCAUCGCCUACAGCGACGAGGUGCGGAACGAUCUCCUGGGGGACGGAGGGAGCUCCUCGGAGGGUCAGUUGAUAAAGUUGCGUGAGGAGAGAGCGCAUCUGUUGGACAACACGGAGAGGCUGGAAAGGUCAUCUCGGAGACUGGAGGCCGGCUACCAGAUCGCCGUGGAAACAGAGCAAGUUGGGCAAGAAGUCCUGGCCAACCUGCACGGUGACCGGGAGAAGAUCCAGAGGGCUAGAGAGCGGCUGAGAGAGACAGACACCAACUUGGGGAAGAGUUCCAGGAUUCUGACAGGAAUGCUGAGAAGGUAAGAACAAGGAUCAUCCAGAACCGCGUCCUCAUCUUCGUCCUGGGAGCCAUCAUCCUCCUCACCAUCAUCCUGGCUAUUUAUUUCAACCUGAGAGGACGCUGAAGGAUCCCUCCAACACAACCCCCCCCCCGCCCCCCCGCCUCCUUCACACACACACACCACUUCUCCCCCCCCCUGCCCCUCUGCCGCCCCCCCCCCCCCCCCCCAUACCCGCGUGAUUAAUAGUGACAGAAGAGUUUGGUCUGGAGUAAUUAGGACAAAUUGGACACAUGAAUCAUCUUUCAUGCCGUGACAAAGGCGGUCUCCGCUGGACCCCCGCGCUCGGAUUUCGGACGCUCCCGCGCUCUCUGUCAGUCCCGCUGUCAUCAUUGUCACUCCGGCCUCUUUGCAUGGGACCUCCGUUCCCCGUAGAAACGCGUCUGAUCGGUGCGUUUGACCUGGUGGGAGUGGCCGGUGGAGAGGCCGUGCAGGUAGCUCCCACUACGUUUUGCAUGUAUCGAUAGAGACAAGUCUUAGUCUCUUGGGGUAGCCUUUCUGUGAUUGGAGCUGCUUUUGAAAAGAUAGACAGUUGGACUUGUCUGGAAUGCAUUUAAGGGAUAUUUCAGACAAUGUUGACCAUCAGGGAUGUGGGCAACCUAGACAUUAAGACUUGCAUUGACUAGCAGUUAACAAAUAAACACACCAAAUGCACUGAGGUACCAUGGUCAGAUGUAAAGUAGUAUCAGCGAUGGCCACAGCUCAUCACAGUUCUACAGGCACAAUGGGGCUCUGGUCAGUAUCCUAAAGAGAGGUUUUCAAUACAUUUAUUUCCUCGUCACAAAAUAUGUAUUUUAUGAAACAAUACGUAGUGCUUUAUAUUUCCUAAUCGCGUCUGUUUGAAAAUGUAAGCUAACAUGAUCAGUCUCGGUUUUCCUAAUAACGCACAAUAUCUGUAGCGGAGCAAGCAAAACUUUGUUUUGGAAGAAACGUUUUUUUUUUAUUUCGCGGAUGGUCAAUAGAAGUACAGCAGCGAGAUGAGCGCAGAGAACGAGGCGAGCGCGCGUGUGUGCGGUGGUCCGGCUGAACGCAGAGUGCGUUCAGGAAGAGUUCAGCCCCCCAUCGCAGUGGGACCAGCUCACGGUGAGACGCCCCUGGGUUCAUUAGGGGCCUUUAAAAGGUGUUUUAUUGUCCUUGUAAAAGGGAAAGUGGCGGCCCCGUGGCGCUGUCCUUUAGCGCGCGUGUGAUAUAUCUCCCCCCGUAAAGGCGCUGCCCCCUGCUUUCCGAGGAGUCGUGCGAGAUCGCGUCCCGCCCUCACAGAAAUCCGAAAUACGGGUGACCUCAACGCGGGUCACGUGAGCUGAUUUACACCUCUUCCCAAGAUCAUCGUGUGCGGUAGUUAUAGUAUCAAAUUAUGUCGUCUUAAAAUUUGAAACGAACGGGAAAAAAAAGUCGCAAUUCGUCGUGAACGUUCGCGCGGCGACAUCGUCCAUCGCUAGGAUUCUGUCUGCGUCUUGGCUCGUCUGCGUUCGGUUCGCGCACUUUUUUGUUUCACGCUCGCGACGUUGCGGGCGCCGCCGGGGCGGUGGGCGGUGGGGGACGGUCGCGGGACGCGUCGGCGGCGGCGAGGGCCAUUUGGUAUUCCGUUUCAGGGCCGGCAGAUCGUCUUAUUUUGGAAGCGACGCGGUGGGGGGCGUCCUCUGCCGCGGACGCGCGGCUCCCGGCUUCAAAGCCUCAAAUUAAUGGCCAACAAAAUUGCGCGGCUCUGUCCGUCCCAUGUGGGGCUAACCCGUCGAGAGUUAUCAUUAAGCCCAGGAAUAAUAAAACAAGAAGGAGGAGGAAAAAUCCUGCCAGUCUGACAAACCUCAUCAGAUAAUGACCAUUGCGAGCAGCAGAGAGUGUUUGUAUUUAUGUGUGUGUGAGUGUGUGUGUGUGAGUGUGGACCUGUGUCUUUGGGUGUGUGUGUGUGUGUGUGUGUGUGUGUGUGUGUGUGCGCACAUGCGCAUGUGCGAAUGUGUGAGCGCUCUUGCCUGUGCGUGUGCUUGUAUGUGUGAGCACCCUUGCCUGU